Messenger RNA from Pantherophis guttatus, 1959 nucleotides. RefSeq names its product keratin, type II cytoskeletal cochleal-like. Gene Ontology annotation, cellular component: keratin filament. NCBI's taxonomy places the organism in Eukaryota, Metazoa, Chordata, Lepidosauria, Squamata, Colubridae. Gene Ontology annotation, molecular function: structural constituent of skin epidermis. The record is from RefSeq and is a predicted model, not a curated record. Gene Ontology annotation, biological process: keratinization; intermediate filament organization.
AAAGGAAGUGCCAGCCUGCAGGUUCAGAGGGACUCUUUCUUUUUAAACUCCCCUGAGUCUACACCUUGCUGUUCUUCCCCUCCUCAUCUGUAGCUGCCAGAUAUAAACCUCCCUGCUCGAGCAAUCAUGUCGCAGCUGACUUCGUUCAGUUCUCGUUCAGCAACUGCCCCUUCUAAUUUUUCCCAGGUCCGGAUCAGCUCUGUUUCUUCAUCCCGUGGAAUCAGAGGAGGUGGAAGCUUUAGGAAGCCCGGUGGCUUUGGUAGCGCCAGUUUGUAUAAUCUGGGCAGCAAGAGGAUUUCCCCAUCCUACCCUGUCUCACCUUCGUCUGGAUAUGGCGGUGGUAUUCAAGAGGUCACUAUUAAUACAAAUCUAUUGUCCCCACUCAACCUGGAAAUUGACCCCGCCAUCCAGAAGGUACGCAAGGAGGAGAAGGAGCAGAUCAAGGUCCUCAACAACAAAUUUGCAACCUUCAUUGACAAGGUCCGGUUCCUUGAGCAACAGAAUAAAAUUUUGGAGACCAAGUGGAGCCUCUUGCAGCAGCAAAAGACCAGUACGCGGAGCAACCUUGCAUCCAUCUUUGAGGCCUACAUUAACAACCUGCGGAGACAGCUAGACAGCUUGCACAAUGACAAGGGACGGCUGGAAGGAGAACUGAAGAACAUGCAGGAUCUUGUUGAGGAUUUUAAGAACAAGUAUGAAGAUGAAAUCAACAGGCGCACCUCUGCAGAAAAUGAAUUUGUCGUGCUCAAGAAGGAUGUUGAUGCUUCCUACAUGAAUAAGGUGGAGUUGGAAAGCAAAGUGGAUGGGCUGACAGAUGAAAUAAACUUCCUGAGGGCGCUUUAUGAAGCAGAACUGGCUGAAAUGCAGGCCCAGAUCUCUGAUACAUCUGUUGUCCUUCAAAUGGACAACAAUCGGAGCCUGAACUUGGACAGCAUCAUUGCUGAGGUCAAAGCUCAAUAUGAGGAUAUUGCUAAUAAGAGCAGGAUGGAGGCAGAAAGCUGGUACCAAAGCAAGUUUGAGGUCUUGCAAGCUACCGCUGGAAAACAUGGAGAAGACCUGCGGAAUACAAAGAAUGAGAUUGCAGAGAUUAACCGCUUAAUACUGAGGCUGCAAGCUGAGAUUGAAAAUACGAAAAACCAGCGUGCCAAGCUGGAAGCCGCCAUUGCUGAAGCAGAGGAACGUGGUACGCGGGCUGUCAAAGACGCCCAGGGGAAAUUGGAGGAGCUGGAGCUGGCCCUCAAUAAAGCUAAGCAAGAGAUGGCCCACCAGCUGCGCGAAUAUCAUGAGCUAAUGAAUACCAAGCUGGCUCUGGAUAUUGAAAUUGCUACUUACAGAAAGCUACUGGAAGGGGAGGAGAGCAGGUUGUCUGGAGACGGAGCUGGUUCUGUAAGCAUGACUCUGGUCAACUCCACUGGUGGUGGUAAUACAUACAGCAGCGGAAGUGGUCUUGGCUAUGGUGGAGGAUUUAAUCUGGGAAGUGGAAUGGGCACUGGAGCUCUUGGUUUUACCUCUGGAGGUGGCUCAAGUGGCCUGAAAUCGACAUAUAGUGUGACAAGCACAUCCAGGAGAAGCAUCAGAAAUUGAAAUAAGCAAAGAAAGAAUCAUCACUGAAUAAAAGAAACGUCCCUUCCUUUCCUUGCAACAGAGAAGAAAAUAUGGGCUUGGGGAAAGGGGUUGUUUUGUUUCAGCACCCCAAAAUGGCCGCUGAUGAUGAUACAAAUCUCUAAAUUCAUGAGCUCCUCCCUACUUACUUUAAGCACCCUUAAUUCUCUUCUUGUCCCCAUUCAGACCAAGGAGAACUUCGUUGUUGACAACAGAGUAAACCUUGGUCAGAAAGUAACCACAUGCUCUGGCUUUGAUGUAAAAAAUGUGCUGCAUUUUCCUAUCUGUUUUUUUGGGGGUGGUGAAGGAGUUAAAGUCAUACAAAUAAAGCUGAGGCUAUCUUACUUUUCUCCUAAA